UUCCAUCAUUUGGAGUCAACCAUAACUUUCACUGAGGGGAGUGAUACAUUUAUUAUUAUUAUGUAUUUUUUGUAAUAUCGCCGGUUGAGUUAGAGUUACUGUUAACAUCAAUCUAUUUAUAAUAACUGGCCACUUUUUUUUUAUUACGAAGUGUGUAAUACGUGUCCCUAACAGAUGGUGAUAGAUCACCCCCGGUGUUAGUGGUUUGAUCCAGCAUGGCUGCAGCACACAGCGUGGAGUAAAGUAUGCAUGAGGUUCUGUUUACAGACAUUCCAGAAUUUUAGGUUGUGAUCUGACUGUCAUCUCUUCUCUGAUUUGUCCAUUCCCAGAGCACCAUGCCUCAUAGAAAGAAGAAGCCCUUCAUAGAAAAGAAGAAAGCAGUUACUUUUCAUCUAGUACACAGAAGUCAGCGGGAUCCAUUAGCCGCUGAUGAAACUGCUCCUCAGAGAGUCCUACUGCCUGCUGACAAGGCGGAAUUGGAUAAGCGGAAAGAGGAACAGCGAAACUUUGGUGUUUUCUUUGAUGAUGACUACAAUUACUUGCAACACUUGAAAGAGGUUGGUCCAGGAGAGCUGGUGCCCUCUGAUGUGGGACAGUCACAGAGGCAAAUCAUUGUGACCGAAGAUGGAGAAGAAGAAGCUGAAGUAGAACAUAUUCCAGCUCCAUCUAUUAAUUUGCCUUCCUCCGUUUUUGCAUCAGAGUUUGAAGAGGAUAUUGGGUUAUUAAACAAAGCUGCCCCCGUUGGAGGUCUACGUUUAGACUUGGAUCCAGAUAUUGUGGCAGGUCUGGAUGAUGACUUUGACUUCGACGAUCCUGAAAAUCAGCUUGAUGAUGACUUCAUUAUUCAGGCCAAUGAUCCCAGCAGUAAUGAAACAUGGAGAAAACAUGAAGGUGAAUGGGAAGAUGUUGAUAGUGAAGAGGAGGAUGAUGAUAGCCAGGAAGGUGACUUUGACUCAGAUGGCCCUGUUUCAGAUGAGGAAGGUGGUGGCGAGUCUGGAAACACAAAAGAGUUUUUCUUUAUGAAUGAAGAAACCAAGAGUCGAUUCACAGACUAUUCUAUUUCAUCUUCUGUCAUAAAACGAAACGAUCAACUCACUCUCCUGGAUGAGAGAUUUGAAAAAUUUUAUGAACAGUUUGAUGAUGAUGAAAUUGGGGCCCUGGAUAAUGCUGAACUGGAAGGCUUCAUUCGCUCAGACAGCAAUCGUCUUCAAGACGUUAUAGAGGAUUACUACAAACAAAAGGCAAAAGAGUGUGUAAAACUGGACGACCGGACCCCCAGAGAGGGGAUGGAUAUGAUAAUUGAGGAGGUUGAAGAGGAUAAUGAAGAAAUGGAGACUGUGGUUGUAGAGGAGCCUGGUGAAAAGUGGGACUGUGAAUCUUUCCUGAGUACAUAUUCCAAUUUAUACAAUCACCCCCAGAUGAUUAAGGAACCAACAAAGUCCAAACCUAUAGUGGUAUCUUCAAAAACUGGUAUGCCAUUGGGUGUACUUCCUGCAAGAGGUCUUACUGCAAAACAAGUGGAGCGUAUGGAAAUGAUUAACGGUAGUGACUUGCCAAGAGUGUCCACACAGCAACGUUACAAGACAGAGUCCACAGAUGAGCGGAAAGCUAGGAAACAAGCCAUAAAGGAAGAACGCAAGGAACGUAGAAUAGAAAAGAAAGCCAAUAAGCAGGCCUUCAAAGUUGAGAAAAGCAGACAGGAAAAGGAGCAGCGGAACCUGCAACAAAACUUAAAGGGCAUCAAAUUAUCAUAAACUGUAUGGUGAUCAAAAUGACUUGUACCAACAGCCCAAGCAAUAAUCCUGUCUGAAACAUUAUCUACUGAACAAUCUUCCGAUCACUCGACAGAGGAAAGACAUUCACAGAACGGAUUGGAAAAUAGAUGGUUAUGCAUUUUUACGUGGAGCGGGUUUUAGUUGAUUUUGACUGUAUAAUAACAAAUAUAUUCAAAUUGAAGCUUA
Pelobates fuscus (common spadefoot toad) is the source of this 1961-nucleotide messenger RNA. It is a transcript of the gene LTV1, whose product is annotated as LTV1 ribosome biogenesis factor. The record is from RefSeq and is a predicted model, not a curated record. Gene Ontology annotation, cellular component: preribosome, small subunit precursor; nucleus; cytosol. Lineage: Eukaryota; Metazoa; Chordata; Amphibia; Anura; Pelobatidae. The coding region runs from base 336 to 1754 and encodes 472 amino acids. Gene Ontology annotation, biological process: ribosomal small subunit export from nucleus; ribosomal small subunit biogenesis. The transcript is spliced from 11 exons.